Sceloporus undulatus (fence lizard) is the source of this 4332-nucleotide messenger RNA. RefSeq names its product growth arrest specific 1 (gene GAS1). The transcript has a single exon. The record is from RefSeq and is a predicted model, not a curated record. The coding region runs from base 626 to 1630 and encodes 334 amino acids. Gene Ontology annotation, biological process: negative regulation of mitotic cell cycle. NCBI's taxonomy places the organism in Eukaryota, Metazoa, Chordata, Lepidosauria, Squamata, Phrynosomatidae.
GAAGGAGAAAGAGCCCAAGGAGGGGACGGAGGGGCGGUGGGAGAAGAGAGGGUGAGGGAGGAAGGCGGAGAGGCGUCGCUAUUUCUUUCCUCCUUUUUUCGGAGGGGGGGGGGGCUUGUUUGCUUGGCCAUGCAUGCAUAAUGAGGCCCGAUCAGAGCACGCUGCUCCUGCAGCUCCUGCGAGGAGGACACUUUUGUAUUUAAAGCCGCCCCGAAGGAAGCAACUCCUCAGAAAGGCUUGAGGAGGAGAAAGAGAGAGAAAGAAAGGCAACUUCAGCCUCGGAGGAGAAAGAAAGAGAGAGAGAGAGAGAGAGAGAGAGAGAGAGAGAGAGGAAGGCAUCUUCCCCAUCUUUCGGAGGAGAGGAAGGGAGGUCCUGCGGGGCCCGUGCGGCUUCGGGAUGCGGCCCCGGCGGCCCCUGCAUCUCUUCUGGCUUCUGCUGCUUCGUGGGGAGUGAAGGCGGAGGAGAGCCGCCUCCCCUGAGUCCCUCCGGAGACCCGGCCAAGGCGAAGGCAAAGGAGGAGGGAUUGAUGAGGGGGCCCCGCAUGCGGCUCCUGGGCAGGACUCGAGCCCCGUCCUCCUCUUCCUUCGCGUCCCGGCCCCGGCCCCGACUCGCCCCCAGCCCGCCAUGGUGGAAGCCUGGCCCGGAGGAGGAGGAAGGCUGGUGCCGGCGUUGCUGCUGGUGCUGGUGCUGGGCUGCUGGACUCCGCUGUGCCAGGGCCGGCGCCUGAUCUGCUGGCAGGCCAUGCUCCAGUGCCAGGAGGAGCCGGACUGCAGCUACGCCUACAGCCAGUACGCAGAGGCGUGCGCCCCGGUCCUCUUGGCCGCCACUUCCCCCGGGGACGGGGCUGCGGGGGCCAUGGCUUCCUCCUCCUCCUCCUCCUCCUCGCCCCGCCGGCGGUGCCCCAGCCACUGCAUCUCUGCCCUGAUCCAGCUGAACCAGACUCGGCGGGGCCCGGCGCUGGAGGACUGCGACUGCGACCAGGACGAGAACUGCCGGGCCACCAAGCGCGCCAUUGAGCCCUGCUUGCCCCGGACUGGAGGCAAUGGCGGGGGAGGCCUGGGAGGCGGAGGGGGCCUGGGAGGCGGAGGGGUGAUGGGCUGCACGGAGGCCCGGCGCCGGUGCGACUGGGACAGCCGCUGCAGCCUGGCCCUGAGCCGCUACAUGGCCCACUGCGGGAAGCUCUUCAACGGGCUCCGGUGCACCGAGGAGUGCCGCGGCGUCAUCGAGGACAUGCUGGCCGUGCCCAAGGCCCUGCUGCUCAACGACUGCGUCUGCGACGGCCUGGAGCGGCCCAUCUGCGAGUCCAUCAAGGAGAACAUGGCCCGCCUUUGCUUCGGGGACGGCGCCCACCACGACCCCAGCCACGCCGCCUUCGGGCCCGGCAGCAGCGGGGCCGCCGCCUCCGACGGGGCCCUCGACGACUACUACGACGACGACGAGGACUACGAGGACGAGCCCGGGCCCCGCAGCAAGGACGAGGCGGACGACAACAACGCUGCCGCCGUGGCCGCGGAGGCCGCCUUCCCCGGGAGGCCCGCCGCCAGCGACGGAUGCCCAGCCCCCUGGACGCUGCUGUCCGCCGCCGUCUCCAUUUUGGGGCCGCCGCUCCUCCUCCUCUUUCUCUCGUAGCCAUUUCCCCCUUUCCCGCCUCCCUCCUGGCUCCGCUGAGGGACUGAGGGGCCGGGGGAAGGGAGGCCGGAGGCUGAGCUGGACACAGAGACCUGGGCCCGGUUGCCUCUGAGGGGACACUAGGGCACUGGGACGCCGAGAAGGAGAAAGAGAAGAGGAAGAAGGCGCCCUCCUGAAUGGGUCAGCCCUCUUGGGUCAGACAAGGGACUCCUUAUUCUGCUAGAGGCCUUUCAGAUAGGAAAGAGACUUCCCCUUCCCUUCCCUUUCUUCCCUCCCAAAUCUUCUUCUCCAGUGGUUCUCAGACUUUGGUCCUCGAGAUAUUUUUUUUUGAGACUUCAACUCCCAGAAUUCCUGAGCAAUGAACAUACUGACUGGGGCUUCUGGGAAUUGAAGUCCAAAACAUCUGGAAGCCCAAAGUUUGAGAACCACUGUGAUUUGAAGCAACGUGCCUUACUCUGGCAUGCAUUUGCCAUAGCCACCAGGACCACCCUAAAAGCCUUUCCUUUGGUUUUCCUUUCAUUUGGUUUUGGGCUCCCCUCAGGUUUGCCCCCUUGAGCUGCCCAUCUGGUUCAGGGCUACCUGUGGAGCCCCACUUGGGAGGUUUCCUCUGUGGAUAUGCCUCUUUUCUGUAUACAGUAUUUAUCUUGCCUCCACAAGAGCUCCCUGGGCAUUCCUGCUCCUCUUCCCCUCAACCCCCCUCCCCGACUCUAAAAACCAUAUUGGAAAGGGAGGAGGCUACCGUUGUCUUAAGUAGCCACAAUUCUUAAAGGAAACUUCCUGGGCUGUGGAGUUGGUUGCUGAGCAUUUCCGUUCUAAACAGGCAUAUUUGGAAAUAAGUCCCCUGGGUGUCCAAAUAAAUAAGUCCCCUGGGUUUAAGAUUUGCCCUGCCCUUAUUAUUGUUACUUGGCUGCAAGAAACCUGAAAAUGUUCACUUGUGUGGGAAGGUCAUGCAGCUUUUAUGUAGCUGUGUGUUUGUGAAACCAUUGAGUGACCUUGGGCAAGUCACACACUCUCAGCCUCAGGCAGUGGCAAACCUCCUCUAAACAAGCCGUGCUUAGAAAACCCCAAGAUAGGGUUGCCGUCAGUCAGAAAUGACCUGAAGGCAUGUCACAACAACAAACAUGCUCAACCAGUUGCAGGUACCUAAGGUGUACAGGGAGCAACCAAGUUGUGCAUGGUGAUACACAAGUGCCUGCAUAAAACCCCUGUAGAGAACCCAUGAAUGAAAACCCUCUCUCAGUGUGCACUAUGCAAAUUGUUGCCACUUGGCUCAUUAGCAGCAAGCAAAUGAGUUUAAAAGAAUGCAGUAGUGUUUUGUUUUGUUUUUUGCCACAUGGCCAAGCCAGCUUGAAAGAGUGAAUGUGGCAAGGGUGGUUCUGAUGUUUUUGUUUUUCCCAAGUUGUUGACCUGAAGGAAAACAAAGAUACAGCCUUCCUUAGAGUGCCUCAAAAACUAUGCCUUACAGAGCUGGUCAGCAACUAGGAAUAUAAAAGCCCUUCUGCUCAUCACUUGCCCAUGUUAAUGUUCACAGCUUUCAGGAAGAAAGAAGAUGGUCUCUUGCAUCUAAAUGGGGGAGGUGUAUGUGUAUGGAAGAGGCCCGAGUAUGUUUUGCCAACCUGUGUCAGGCAUGCUUUGAACGUUUCUGUGUGGUAGGGAGAUGUCUUGUAGAAUAAAGCAUGAAAACUGUGUGUAGUUUGUGACCAGUGAGAUCUGCACAUACCUCUGUUUUAAUGGCAUGGUGGAAAGAUGCAAGGAAGUGGUAGUCAACUUGUGGCUUCCCAGUUUGUCUAUAUAGGUAGCAAAAUACAUAUGACCUACACUUGCCAUCUGAGGCCUUCCAGAUGUUGAACUCCAGCUCCCAUCAGUCCCAGUCAGCAUGACCAGUGAUCAAGGGUGAUGGGAGUUGCAGUCAUCAAUAUGUGAGGGGUCUGUAGGAGCCACAGCCAGAACAACAGUUUUCAUGCUUUCCCCCUAGAAGUAUGUCUUUCCCCCUCUCCAUUUAAUGUUCAAAGUGGCCCUUGCAGCAGCCAGAAUUUGCAAUACAAAAGCUCACCAGCAUAUCUAUUUUUGCCUCAGCCUAGAAUAAGAAGAAAAAAAUGCUGAUCAGUGGCUGUUUUGAACAAUGCAACCUUUAUCUUAAAAGAGCUCUGCACUGCCAUCUUCAAAAGACACUUUUGAAACUCAGUAUGUAAAAGUACCCUGAAAAGCUGUAUUGCCUCUUACUCUAUCAGGGGGCUGACCUCUGGUACAUCUUAUAUAAAAUGUAUUUAAAACUGGGGUUUGUUACCAGUUGUUCUUCCUUGUAUAUAGAAUUUUAUAAAAUUGUAUACUUUGGGAAUAAUUUAUUUUUUAAGACAGUAAAGAUUUAAUUGCACCCAAACUGCAAGAUCAAUACACCUGCUAUUCUUCCGUUACAAAGGUACAGACCUCAUUUGAUACGUAAAGGGAUAAAAGCAACAGGAAUUCCCAUGGGAAAAAGAAAAGCCUAGAUCACGUGUACAGUGUAUUUUAUAGAUCUGAAGUUAAUUUCCACAUUGCUGAGAGACUUUAUGAACUUUGUAGAAUUGUAUGAAACGUCUCUCUGAGCGGCCUUAAACAUUGUAUUUUUAUAGAAUGCGUCAAAAGAUCCUAUGGUUUUAACUAUCUAUUGCUUGUGUAUUUUUAUGUGUAAAUUAGUAAAGAGAGAUUUUUAAAGAAUGGAA